Necator americanus (New World hookworm) is the source of this 642-nucleotide messenger RNA. RefSeq lists its product as uncharacterized. The transcript is spliced from 6 exons. Lineage: Eukaryota; Metazoa; Nematoda; Chromadorea; Rhabditida; Ancylostomatidae. Bases 1 to 642 code for a protein of 213 amino acids. The record is from RefSeq and is a predicted model, not a curated record.
AUGACUGUGGACUUUACUGAAACUCGGAGAAUGCGUCGUCGACGUCGACGUCUUUCAAAUGCAUGCAAGGACAUACCAGAUUACGUUACGGCGGUGGACGAUUCUAGCCAGUAUGCAGAUGUCAAGGAGACGGAACGAGAGCUACAGAUCUGGAGCCUCGAUUGUCCUCUCUCUGAGGAAGAGAUAAGAGAAUAUUUGGACGAAGCAGAAAAGAACAUGUCUUCUGAAAAGGCGCAUGAAAUAUUAGCUUAUUGUAAAUUCGACAUUCGUGAAGCCCUGACAAUAUGUAAAAAUUUCGUGGAACCUGAUCUUCUGUUGGACAGCGAGAAACAAGUGGUGCGAUGUAUGAUGCGUGCCGAAAAAUUUCGUUUGCUUUGCCUUCCGAGAGCGCAUCAGCGAUGUCGACCAUUGAAAGAGAUGCUGCCACAACAGUCUACGAGCAGUAUUAUGAAUUAUUACUAUAGGAACAAGUUCAAGGAUUUCGUAUUUGUCCCUCGAUAUCGUGACUCACGUAAUUCACGGCGUCAGACCGUGAUGAAAAGUGAAGAUAUAAGAUCGACUGUCUCUUUGGCAGCGGAAAUGGCGGUCAAAGUGAAGGUCGUCCACCCAAUGACUGAUCUACCACCUGUUGUUCAUUGCUAG